Molecule: messenger RNA, 1068 nt
Organism: Paramecium sonneborni
Lineage: Eukaryota; Ciliophora; Oligohymenophorea; Peniculida; Parameciidae
Source: the annotation of a GenBank genome assembly
AUGUUAGCUCCUCAAUAUAUUUUAAGUAAAUUUCAGGAAUUCUUAGAAACAUAGCUAGAAAAUAAACCAAACAAAAAUGAAGUAAUAAAGAAAUUAAGAGACUUUAAUAGAUAUUUUGCUGCAAAUAAUUAUAACAUUAACAAAGGGUUUGAAUAUUUUUAGAACAAUUAAAACAAUAUGCAAUAAUUAAUGCCUAUACCAAAAAUAAUUAUUGAUAAGCUUUAAAUACCAGAAACCACAAUGUAACUAACUGGACAAGGUUUGUAGGGUUUAUAUUAUGCGAUUUUGAUUGGAUUGCAAAAUAAGAAAGGAUAAUUUAUUGCUGAUGGAACAGCUUAUUAACAAUUAAAUUAACUGAUUAAAACAAAUUAAAUUAAUUAAACUAUAGGAUUAUGGUGUUUUACAGAAAUAGCAACAGUUUUAUUGAAAAAUAGUAUAAAUCUAAAUUUAAGUAACCAUUUGCUUGAGAAUGGUAUAUAAAUUGGAGAUUAGAUUGAUGUAAAAAAUUUGUCUAUUGGACAAAGUGCGCUGUUAGUUGAUAAUCUUAAAUAUGUUAUAAAUGUUGAUAUACAAUAAAUACUUUAUUACAAACCAAAUAAAACAUUACAUAGAUUGGUAUUACUAAAUUCUAGUCUUCCUAAUUGUAUAAAGAUAAUGAUAGAAAAUGAUAUUUACUAAGAUGUCUUAUUGUUUUCUUUAUUCUAAGAAGAGUAAAGAAAUUAAUAGUUGAUAAAUUAAUAAAAAUAUUCUCAACAGCAAUAUUAUUCUCAAUAAUAAUAAUAAUAUAUUUCAUAAUAGAAUACAAAAUCAUUGUCUCUUUAGUAAUAAGUGAAGUUGCUUUUGGAAGAGAUGAAUUAAUAGACAGAAACACUUAUUGAUUAAAAUUAAUUAAAGACUUUAUCUGAAUAUAAAUCGUAGUAAUUUGUUAAGUAAAUGAAGAAUUAAAUAUUAUCAGAAGAGAAGAAAAAGUGUUUAAAAUGUUAGUAGGAAUUUAGCAGCGAUGUUGGAAGCAUAGCAGGAUAAAUUACAAGUUUUUGUAUGAAAUGUUUUAAAGAAUUUUCAAUUUGA